This is a messenger RNA of Tigriopus californicus, 6098 nucleotides long. RefSeq lists its product as uncharacterized. The record is from RefSeq and is a predicted model, not a curated record. NCBI's taxonomy places the organism in Eukaryota, Metazoa, Arthropoda, Copepoda, Harpacticoida, Harpacticidae.
AUCAGCGAGUGUGGUCUUGAAAGUGGUUGCAUGUUGAGCGGUGGGUCAGUCAGUAGACUUUUGAACCCGAGCCACGAACGUUCCUCAAUUUUUGCCCAUUGGUGAAGUUGCAUGUUUUGAAAUGGUGACAACUGAUUGUUCGAGGACAGUGCUCGUGAGAUCUAUUUUGUGCCUACGUUGAAACUUGAGGGAGAGAAAUAACACGGACGCGGUUUGAACGGAAUCAUUGAACAGGAAAAUGGUCCCUUCCCUGUACCAAAGACGAAACACAUUGGGGCCAGUCAACACAAUACUAUGAUUGGAUAUUGAGGUGUUCAUCGCAGUGCGAGCCAGCAUUUCUCAAAUCCAACAAUUUGAGUUUAGCUCUACAUACGUAGUAAAUGUAGACUGCAUCAAGAACGGAACGGAACUUGUUCCAUCCUCUUUGGAGAAAUGGCCUUUUCAUAACGUUUUGGCAACCAAACACCCGCCUACCCGCCCACUCGUCUCCCCGCCUACCCACCAACCGACUACUUACCCACCCGCUGACAAUGACUUCGCCAAUAUAUUCGUCGCUCUCGGGCCAAUUGUUCAUUCUGCUCUUGGUUUUGGGUGAGAUCCUGACCGAGCCUAGGCGAUCCAGCAGUCAAAUCAAAUCAGGUGAUAACUACGACCGUGGGGGGCAACAGUAUUACAACAACUACAACAACAACAACAACCUCCCGGAUGGGUGUGCCUUCCCUUCCGAAUGGGAAGGAAUCUGGUUCCAAUCGACGGUUCGGCCGUACAUCACCAUUCAGGGCCGCUCCAUGAGCUCCAAAGGGAAAUGCGUCCAGAGUGACCGAGGUCGUGAAAAGUUCAUCCUUCAAGAAUCUCAAGAUUGCUACAAAUGCGUUGUGUUUCACCAAAAGGCAAAAAAUGUGCUUCAAUAUAAAGAGACUUUUGGAUGCUCCCCGCUAGAGGACAUCGACGCCAUGUGUCGCUACAUUCCUGGGGAUGCCAAUCUCUACACCAUGUUCCGUGUUGAUGGGUCCUCCGUGCCGUGCCCAUUUCACGGCCCUCUUCGUUUCACUUACAACCGUGGCAAGGGUGAUUGUGAUUGGCCCAAGUCAGAAAUGGAGUCCUGCAUGGACCCGCAUAAGUUGGUCUUCCAUUAUCAAGCGUGUCCCAAUGUUCAAGGAUCAGAGAUGAUGACCGAGGAAUUGGAGUGCCAAGCCACGUGGCGGGACGGGUCGUUCCACUACUUGGUGGGCAAGAUGUCUCAUGCCCACGCCUCGUCGGACGAGGAUAAAUUCCGGUGUUUCAUCUUCGAGUUCGCAAAUCCCUUGGUCCCAUCCGAAGGGCUCCAGUUGGCCCAAUCCGGAGAUGCCUCUUGUAAUGGACUUUUCUCGCCCAGCGAAGGCUCAAGGACUCUAUCUCUGUCCAAAGGCCCUUCGAAAGUGGGAUGUCGAUUUCCACAGUGGCUGUCAGCCAAUUCGAAAUGGAACUCCCUGGAUGGAGGUCGGACUUUGAGUCUAUCUGUGUCACCUUCCAACCUGUCUUUCAUCGAGAUGACGUUUCAAACCCAGGGAUUUGGAUAUUCUAAGAGGGCCUCGAGCUCGGUACUCUGCUACAAACGAGACCAAUCGGAUUCUGCCUCUCGUUCGUCUUCCUCUUUUCUUUCAUCACCUCGGCCUCCACGGCCAUCUCGGCCUCCUCGGCCUCCUCCUGCCCCAGGUGUCAAUGGAGGUCCACAAAGUCCAAUUCCAUCCCAAAAUGAGGUCCUUCAAAAGGACGAGAUGAUGGGAAAUGCCAAAGCGUUUGACAGAUCAAUAGAAGCAAGCUAUGAUAGGAUCGUUUUCUACCAAACCAUUGGCUGUCGCAAUGGGUAUGUUUGCUCCCAAUUGUACAAAAUCUCAGGGAAUGUGGCCAGAAUCAAAAUGGGCAAAUUGUCCCGCACUCCCGAGUAUGCCUGUGAUAAAUAUCAUUUCGAUGAGGACUCGCUUACACCCACACUGAUAGUCGGGCUCACUCCCGGAGAAAAUCGAUACCCAAUCACGCCAGCCCUGAACUCCAUGCAAAAUGUCCGGUUACCCUUUUCCGGGUUGUUCCGGAUCUCGAAGCAUCCGUGUGGGUGGGUUCCCCAAUUCUUGUCUUCAGCCACGCCCACUGGGCUGAGCUCAGCCGAGGCGGUGCGUCAACAGAGCGAGGCGGAUCGAGAUCUGAAUGGCGCCGUUUCCGAUUCCCGAGACGUGGGCCCGUUUUGUAAGGACGGAGUGACUCCACGCAAGUUGUCGGUGGUUAUUGGAUGCCAACCCAAACGGAGUGACUUUCAGAUCCGAUCGUCGUGCUCCGCUUUGGACGAGAGCUCGUUUCCAAAAGCUUAUACCUGUACGCACAAAUGGAACGAGAAAGGCUCGCAGUAUCUCGUCUUUCAACCGAAAAGUCGUCCCAGUGGCAAUGAGGACGAGAUGAUGUGCUUCAGACUGGAUGGUUUACCCAGUCACUUGGACCAAAGCAUCCCCAAGAUCGCACCAGAUCGUGCGAAUGGACCUGGUCCGAUGGAAAUGGUUAUGAGCAAGUUAGACGGGAAUUGUCUGGAGAAUAUCACUUUCCCGGCCACAAACCAAUCUGCUUCUUCCUUCUCCUCGUCGUCGUCGUCGUCCUCGUCGUCGUCGACGUCGUCAUCGUCUUUGCCGUCGAGGACCUCGUGGUCAUCAAAAGAGAAUGAGGCCAUCUCAAAUUCCGCCAAUGAACCAAGAUCAGAGCGACUUAUCGGUGAUCAAAUGAUUCUCCUUCUGGAUGGCGACUGUUCCCAAGUGAGUGGAGCGAGGAGUUCGCACUUGUGUCACUUUCAGACGAGUUCUUGGCUCCAAAAUGGCUUCUAUUUCUAUUGCUACUGCGCCCUCUACCCUCUCCUCACGACAACCAACCACCUCGUGGGUGGUUAUUCCUUCUAUUCAGGAGGCACUUCCGGUCGCCAACUCGCCGCAUAGAGAGACACAGAGAGAAAUCAAAUGUGAGCAAAAGUUCGUGUGCAUGCGUGCGUGCAUGCGUACGUCUUGUGGGUGAAUCGGUGAUGGAGAUGAAGGGGAAGAAAUCUUCACGAUUCUUCUCAAUCUCUCUUGAUUUAAGGAGAGAUUCAUUUCUCUUUUGGUGUGUCUUCAUCUCUCGCCACUCGUCCGCCUUUUCCGUCUGGCUCUUCAAAUAUGGCAUAUUUCGAGUGGCACAUCUUCUUCUUCUUCUUUUCGACUUCCUUUCGACUUCCUCCUUCCUCCUUCCGUUGUUAAAGCGAGCGUCCCAGGAACUUGACGGGCUGGAUCAUUUUUCCUGCCUUCUCAAAGAGGCAUACGCAGAACCUUUACCAACGAUUAUAAUAUCACAAUUUCGAAUUCUCUAUCCUCCUUCAUCUCGAGCAAGAGAUGGAAGAUCGAGGAUCCACUCCGCGAGCCUCUAUUCAUUUGGACUUGGGAAGUUUUGAUGGACCUUCUCGUACAAAAGAAUCCUGCUCUCGGCGAACAAUCCAGUCUACUUCGGAGCUAAGGGCAUUUGAAGAAACUCCUGGUACACUCGGAUACCCGAUAGACCCUCGUGCCUUAACUUAUUCUUGGAGGCCCACUCCAGCCCCGCUCACACAAAUUUGGGAGUAGAUUAUGUCUCAAGGCCGUUGAAAAUCCCGUGAAGCUCGACCGGCAAAUGAAAAUUAAUUCACUUUCGCCGCCUGCCUGAUCCGGUUGUCUCGACAUUGGGGUCUUCUUAAAGCAAGUUUUCUUCGUUUGGCAAGGGCUCUCGUGGUCUCCAGUAACAACCUCCUCUGGUCCUCCCCUGGUCCUCCUCUGGUGCUUUGAGGCUGAUACGAACUCCCGGUGAGUGGAGGCCGUGGUAAUACGCUUUCAUUGACAUGGGGGGGGUCUCCAAGGGCGGCGGAAAUUGCCCGCUUCCUUCAAGACGACAACGCCAGGAGGAGGACAUGAUUCACAAAAGAUGUGAUGAAAAUAGCCAUUGUCUUAGUUCCUACAAGAUCCUGGUCCCUAUGCCAGUCAGUCCAGCCAGAGCCGAAGUGCACAACGAGUACGAAAGGCAUGCAAACUGGAGUGCUUGGUUCUGCAUUCACAUCUUGGGUGGCAAACCCAAGAAGCCUCUCAGUUUCGCCGAAGCACCCUAAGACAAGAACCUGGUGAUAGGAAACGACUCCAACGAGCUCAAUCAUAUGGAUACUACUUUUUGAUGGUACACCAUAUGCAUUCACCAACCGCAACCACCCAGCCAGCCCACCAACUCACCCACCAACUCACCCACCAGUGAACAACUACUCCUCUGAAUGGCGAAGAGUUCUAACUAACCAAAUAUGCUCCUUCCCAAAGUUUCUUGGCUCACGAGCAAAGAAGAUCUUAAAACAAGGAGAAUAACGCAGUGCACCAAAAUAUUCCUGAAGAGAGCGAGAAGAUUGGCGGUGGCCAAUGUCAAGAAAAAUCCCCGAUGUUGAACCAAGAUUUCACUUUGUCCUGGUUGCUCCUCAUGUUUACUUAGACGAAGAAAUGUAAACGAGAUGAAGAAACAGUUCUCUCCCUGUUCCUACUUAGUCCGUUGUACAUACACAAGCAACCUAGUUCGUACGUGCGUGUGUCCUGGAUCUCAAACUUGUACGCGGACUUCUUGGAAAACUUUGGGCCUCUCGGUCCCUCCUUGGUACAUGCUUAUAGUGUGUACUACAUAAGACUCGAGUGCCCACUCACUGGUUGUUAGUUUGUUGGUUGGUUUGUUGGUGGGUUGGUGGGUUGGAGGGAUGUGAAUAUGUGUUGUAACUCUUGCAUUCAUCGGGCCAUUUCAGAGGUUUGUUCCACUUCCCUGUACUACUUUGAAUUCAUAUUCCGGUCCCCGUUGAAGACGAAGAAACCCAACACGCACUCGCUGAACACUGAUACGCCAAGAUGGUUUUGAUGAUAACCAGCCAGGAGGAAGACACGACAUUCUACCCAUUAUGGGCCACCCGUGGGUUAGGCGUGUGUGAAUGUAUGUUAUACCAUCGUUGUUGUUGUUGCAGUUCCACGUAUCACAUUCUGCUACAACAAACUUGGAUACAACUGAGAGAUUAGACGAGAGCAAUGAUGAAAAGCAGAGCGACGACGAUGACGACGACGACAUAAAUCUCAAGGGCCCAAAUGGAACGAGGAAAUCCUCUGACAACUCAUGAAUUGGAAACUUUGAAAUCUGCCUCAGCCAGAGAAAUGUCCACGCUUUUUGGAGUCGACGUCAAAUUCUGGCAAAUCUAUGUAUGCAUCAAAGAACAACAACAACAACAACAACAACAACGACGACGACGACGACAGGAACAAUAACAAAUGCCGCCAGGAUCCAUUAUUCCUCAGUUAUAUGGUUUCUUGGCGAGUGAGUGAGGUGGUGCGCCGGUCGGUUGGUUGGUCGGUCGUUCAAGUGGUGGUGGCGGUUGCGGUGGAUUGUAUUAUUACAAGAAGAUCCUUGGACCAUCACAAACCCGGGAACAAAACGUGAGCUGGAACUUCGAGUGGAUGGCCAGGAUGCUUCAACGAAAGAAAGAGCGAAGAGGGGGAAAAGUGCAAAAAUCAGCAAAAAGGCCCAUUGUUGGCAAAUCCACAAGACCGACGCUGACUGAGACUUGGCCUUUGCAAGUCCUGCUUGCUAAGGCCCUGCCAAGCAAAUCUGGCGUGGAUUUCGCCUCCCCCCCCCUCCCUUCCCCCAGCAGAAACUGGAAAAGAAACGGCCCAAAGGACUCGAGGGUUUUCGGACUGAAGGUUAAGAUGAUUGAAUUUCCGUGUGUUUUGUGUGCAUUUCGGCUGUGAUACCAAGACCUGGCUGGCAUGUUUCUCACAUUGAAAGAAACGUGAUCGAGGCCCCAUGAACUUUCUGUCUCAAUGAUACGGUAUUAGGCUUCUUUGUUCAGUAGAUUCGGUAGAUCGUACCACACGUCUAAAGCUAAUCUCACCUUCUCAAAAUGUCGAUCUUUGUAUGUACAAACUUGAAGCGCCGCGUCAAUCGAGUUGAUGAUCAACAUCUACCGAAUGUGUCAAAAUACUCGGUCAUGCCAUUCGUAUAUCACACAUUCUCGUGGUUCUUGUUAUAGAUUAACAUUUAUUGGCAAUAAUAAAUCAAGCUGAUUCUGA